UUUUUACAUUAAAUUAUAACAAAUGGCUGAAACAAUAAAAGAAAAAAAGACAUAUGUCAUCGGUUCUCGUAAAUCCCAAUUAGCACUCGUACAAACCCAUAUUGUUCGUGAUAAACUUCAAACAUUAUUCCCGAGGGAUAAGAUACUUAAUCAAGCACUUAGCAAGAUUGGUGAAAAGGCCCUUUUUACAAAGGAACUUGAAAUUGCUCUUGAAAAUAAAACUGUCGAUUUUGUUGUUCAUAGUCUUAAGGAUUUACCAACAGUUUUACCUGAAGGUAUGCAUUUGGGGGCCAUUAUGGAACGUGAAAAUCCAAAUGAUGCAUUGGUGUUGAAUGCUAAAUAUAAGGGCAAGACAUUAAGUACUUUACCUCCCGGUUCUGUUAUUGGUACAAGCUCACUUAGACGAGUAGCACAAUUGAAAAGAAAGUAUCCUCAUUUAACAUUUACAGAUGUGAGAGGAAAUUUAAAUACACGAUUAGCCAAACUGGAUGAUGAAAAUGGUUCUUUCAGUGGUAUUAUUUUGGCUGUAGCAGGACUUGUACGUCUUGGACAAGGAGAUCGUAUAUCUCAAGUAUUGAGUGCCUCUGACUCUUUACAUGCCGUCUCUCAAGGUGCUUUGGGUAUUGAAUGUCGUAAAGAAGAUGAUGAAAUUCAAAAACUACUCGAGGCUUUAAACCAUAAUGAUACACGUCUUACUUGUUUAGCAGAACGUGCAUUGAUGCGUACUUUAGAAGGUGGUUGUAGUGUACCUAUUGGUGUUAAUACUAAAUUAGAAAACAAUAUACUUUGGUUACAUGGUUUAGUAGCUAGUUUAGAUGGCCAAGUUGUAGUUGAACAUAAAGAAGAAAUUAGUCUUGAAGGAGUAAAUACGAGAGAUGAAAGAGAAGUGUUGGCCGAGAAAUUAGGACACCAAGUUGCUAAUACAUUAUUGAAAAAUGGAGCAGAUAAAAUUUUAGAAGAAUUAGCUCAUCGUCAUCCUUAAAUUAGAUCUUAUUGUAAUUUUAAAAUUAAAACUUACUGUUAUUAUUAAUGAACAGGAAUAACGCCCUAUGAUUGGAUAGAUUUUAUUUUAUUUUAUUUUUUUUUUUUCACUUUUACAAGAAACUAU
This is a messenger RNA of Cokeromyces recurvatus, 1108 nucleotides long. RefSeq names its product porphobilinogen deaminase. Gene Ontology annotation, molecular function: hydroxymethylbilane synthase activity. NCBI's taxonomy places the organism in Eukaryota, Fungi, Mucoromycota, Mucoromycetes, Mucorales, Mucoraceae. Gene Ontology annotation, biological process: heme biosynthetic process. Bases 23 to 982 code for a protein of 319 amino acids. The transcript has 3 exons. The record is from RefSeq and is a predicted model, not a curated record. Gene Ontology annotation, cellular component: cytoplasm.